UUUCCGCAACCACCACCAAUCCAUCUUUUUCAUCUUCUAGUCAACGCGACUAUUCGAAAGUAUGGAGCCUCUUCGAACAGCCCCUGAGACAUCCUCUUUUGUUCCCCUCGCCGAGCAUCAGUCCCGCACCCCUGCCUCCUUUCACUCCGGCCCCGCCGUCCUCCACUACCACAGCAAGCAAUGCAAGCUGGUGGUCCUCGAAAAUGACCUCGUCGCGUCCCCAGCUUUGAGUGCGAUUCGAGGCUCGUCCACUGAAGUGAACGGUUCCGGCGACGGCGCUCCUGCCUCGCACGAGAACAACGCCGCGAAUGGCGAAAGCGAAGGGAAAGAGAUCGUCGUUGACGGUGUAGACGUCUGGGUGACGUCGGACAAAUUCCUGCUGUACAAUACUUCCCUCUCCGCCGGCGUCUCUAUCCCCUACCCCUCUAUCUCCUUGCAUGCAAUCCAACGACUGCGCCUCCCCAGCUCCCCGGACACCGAAGUCCAGGGUCUUUACAUGCAAAUCGCGACCCCAGGCCCGGCAACCCAGGAAGAUGACGAGGAAGAGAGCAUGGUUAUGACUCUUGUGCCGCCAAAAGACGCAGACUCAACCACCGAAGGUCAAAGUGACGAUAAGCCCGAAGAGACGCCGACGCAGGCUCUAUAUGCAGCCGUUUCCGCCUGCGCGAACCUGCAUCCGGAUCCUAUGGAGGAAGAUGAGGAGGAAGAGGGUGAAGACUCGCUCUUUCAGUCCGGGCUCGUUUCCAUGGGGAGUGGAAACGGAGGUUUGCCGCCGCCGAUGGACGGCAGUUCCGGAUGGAUUACCGCCGAGAACAUGCACGAGUAUUUCGAUGAAGAUGGAAAUUGGAUCGCUGGUGGAGAGGAGCCGACAUUGCCUCUUGGCCCUGGAGCAGGUACGAUCAGAACACGAGAUGAGGAAAAUGAUGGCCAGGAAGGGGACAACCAGGGCGAGGGGCAAGGAGAUGAUGAAACCAAGUGGAGGCGAACCGAUUAAUCUUCGCACACGAGCGACGAAGUUGAGCCGGUACUACGAAACAAAUCUGCGAUGUGAUAACACAAUAAUGAUAGACUUCAAAAAACGAAUGGAUUGGGAUGCAAGUGAUUCUAUUCAAAUAUGCUGACUCUAACAACUUAUGACGCUUCAGGUGUGUCAAGUUUUCAUUCAGUCCUAAUUACGCCUGCCUGCCUAGACUCCGGAUAUCAGUACAACUGUUCGCCUGCACAAUGAAAAGGACCUAACAAGAAAUAACAAGAAAGGAAACGACUAUCGUCAGGGGGAGAGACAAAUGAACGCCGAACU
Aspergillus steynii IBT 23096 is the source of this 1300-nucleotide messenger RNA. Its product is annotated as Voldacs domain-containing protein. Gene Ontology annotation, biological process: mRNA cis splicing, via spliceosome. The transcript is spliced from 2 exons. Gene Ontology annotation, cellular component: cytosol; spliceosomal complex. Bases 62 to 994 code for a protein of 310 amino acids. Lineage: Eukaryota; Fungi; Ascomycota; Eurotiomycetes; Eurotiales; Aspergillaceae. The record is from RefSeq and is a predicted model, not a curated record.